Messenger RNA from Zingiber officinale, 816 nucleotides. RefSeq lists its product as uncharacterized. The record is from RefSeq and is a predicted model, not a curated record. Bases 115 to 735 code for a protein of 206 amino acids. NCBI's taxonomy places the organism in Eukaryota, Viridiplantae, Streptophyta, Magnoliopsida, Zingiberales, Zingiberaceae. The transcript has 2 exons.
UUACGCUCACCGGCCGUAUCUUUAUCCGCCGUGCCCGCUUCCUGCCGCGCCGACGAGGACGCCGCCUGCCUUUCGGGUCGAUCGGGCAGCAGCCCCGUGAUCACCACCGAAGAAAUGCCACCCACACCGUCGAAAUCCCCACCGGCUAUGAGGGCGGCGAUCACGCCGCGAGGAAUGGAGGAGGGAGCGGCGACCAGGAGUGAUUCGGUGGUUCCCACCGAGGAGCCGGCGGAGCGUCGAGUCCCCGUCCUGGAUGACGAUGACGACUACGAGAUCCAGGGGCUCAGGGAGAAACUGAUGCUCCACCUACAAGAGGCGGCGGACCGUCUGAAUCUGACAGUUCCGUUUCUUCCCAAGGCGACAGCGCCGGAUCCGGUGGCGUGCGGGAACACCUCAAUAUCCGACGAAUCGGCGGCGCCGCUUUCGAAGAUGAGGACGAGGCGCAUGAUCUUGAGGGCUCACGAGGAACAGGGGAGCGUGAGCAGGUUUCCGCCGUCGACGGCGGAGAAGCGGGCGGUGCAUUUCCGAACGGAACGACAAAAGUGGCCCAAGUUCUCUUUCUCCCUCACGAGGGACGAGAUCGAGGAGGACCUCUACUCCAUGACGGGGUGCAGAGCUCGCCGCCGGCCAAGAAAAAGGCCGACGGCGGUCCAAAAACAGAUCGAUACCUUGUUCCCCGGCUCGCGGCUGUCUGAGAUCACCAGCGACUCCUACAAGCUCCCCGAUGAGAGGUAGCUAGCUAAAUAUAGUAAACCCAAGAAAAUCUCAAUAUUUUUCUGCAAACUUUGUCAUUGAAAUCUCCAUUCUGAUUACUGA